Messenger RNA from Trichobilharzia regenti, 1032 nucleotides. The record is from the annotation of a GenBank genome assembly. NCBI's taxonomy places the organism in Eukaryota, Metazoa, Platyhelminthes, Trematoda, Strigeidida, Schistosomatidae.
AUGAAACACAGUGAAGUACGUUUAUCAGGUAGUGAAGAUGAUCUACCUACUUCAACAAGUCGAUUAAAAUUGGUACGUAGUGAAAGUGUACAAGUGGCUACAGAAGAGGAGAUAUUCUCAUUAGCUAAACUAUUCUCUGAAGUUGGUGGUUUAUGCUCAUUGUUCAUUGGUUUUAGUUGUAUAUUUCUGUUUGAAUUGUUAGAAGCGCUUAUUUUAAUGCAUUAUCCAAAGAAUAAAACAAAGAAAUCAUUAGAACUGAUCAAUAAUAGUAAUGUGAUUUCUCAACCAGAAUUUUUUCAACAUAAUGAUGAAAAGUGUUUGAAGAAAUUUACUGCUAAAACUGACACAGAUAGUGUACCGAACAUUACAACAGACUACAUAAUAAGUUCACCGACAACUACAACAAUAAAUACUACUAAUAUGUCUAAGGAUGAUGACAGUAGUAUGUUCAGUGGUAAUGAUGAAUAUAGAAAGAGUCAAACACAGAAAUUUGACGAUCCACUAGAACUGAACAAAGCCAAUGUUAGCACAUUUCCAGAAGAUGAAUACCUAGAAAAAGAAACACAAGUGUCUUCUCAAAAUAAGUAUUUCAGUGGCUUGAAAAAUGAGUUGAAAAAUCCCACUUAUCCUGUGGACAAAAGUUCUAUCCCACUAAAGGCAUUAUAUCAUCAACAAGAUGAGGAUAUUGAUCGUAAUCAUGAAUGUGAUGGUAGAACCGAUAAUAAUGGUGUUAACAAACACAUUCUCUCCUUGUAUAACAGACAUACAACUGAACCAAAUGAAUUUAGUCAAUCCAGUCAUGUGUAUAUGUUGCCUAUUCGACUAACAACUAAUGUUUUAUUGCAUAAAAUAAUGGAGAAUCAGACAAAAACUGCUAGUUUAAACUCUCGUGAACAUUCUGUUUGUUCAGCUGAUAUGGUUGGAAGAGAUUAUAACUAUAGUGAGACAAUAACAGUGUGUUCACGAGAAGAACUGAUCGAGUUACUGCACCAAAACAGAAUACGUAUCAAAGUAAUGUUCACAGAACAAUGA